Molecule: messenger RNA, 2049 nt
Organism: Apiotrichum porosum
Lineage: Eukaryota; Fungi; Basidiomycota; Tremellomycetes; Trichosporonales; Trichosporonaceae
Exons: 3
Coding region: 1-2049 (682 amino acids)
Biological process (GO): proteolysis
Molecular function (GO): aspartic-type endopeptidase activity
Source: RefSeq, a predicted model, not a curated record
AUGCUUCUACUCUUCCUCCUCCUCGCCCCACUGCUGGUCCUCGCCGAACACGAUUGUUUGAGGAGAACUGCUAGCUCUCCCUGGACAGUCAAGCGGUCAACUCCGAAUCGACCGCAAGCUCCAGACAUCAGUGUGGGCGGCGUAGAGCUGGCGAUUCACCACCAGACUCUGCGUGCCAAUCGCAAGCGGGAUAGCGACAACGGCUCCAUCAUUGCAUUCGCAGAAGAAAGCAGUACAUUCAUCAUUCCUGUUGCCCUUGGCGCCGUUGCUUACCCACUGCAGUUAGACACGUCAAGCGCAGACCUCCUGGUUGCCUCCAAGACGUGCGACAAGAGCUGCCCAGCCUCGACCACGGAUAACCCUUACUACGAUCCCCAGUUAUACUCUUCAUCAUUCUCCAGUGUCAAUGACAAUACCACGCUGUUCGCUUCAUCAUUUGGUGAUGGAACGACGGCCAGCGGCUUGAUCGCUCGCGAACGUGUCGGAAUCGCCAACGUGACUGUCGAUGACCAGUCGUUUGGCCUCAUCAACGCUACAAAUCUCACUCUCGCGGAGCAGAAGGCUUCAGGAAUUAUUGGUCUGGGAUUCCCUCGCUUGUCUGUGAUCGUGCGCGCCCUCCUCAACGCCGAGACCAACGACACCUUCCAACAGAUCUUAGCCGUUGGCGCCGUGACGACCGCACUGGAUGCUGGAGGGAACGACACUGCGGCUCCCACAUCUACCUUGACUGACGCCGAGGCGGAUGCCGAAAACACGGCUACUGUAGCCAUCAACGGUACCGCAACGACAGCGGCUGUCGUGACACCGAGCGCCACUCAGCCGUCAGCGUAUCUCCCACCUCUCCUCGAAUCCCUGGUGCGCACUCCCAAGAUUCCUUACCCCGUCUUCGCCAUUGCCCUUUCUCCGCCAGCUAGCGGCAUUGGUCAGGAACUCGUCGUCGACUCGCCACGGUACAACCUUCACCAUGGAUCUUUGACCCUUGGAGGAGUUUCCGCCCAGUACGUGAGCGAUGACCCUGACAGUGGUCGGACAGUCAACGACAUUGAGUGGCACGCCGUUGUCCCUUUCUCGGCUCUGAACGAUACUGCCUCCAUAGCCGCCUCUGCAACUGGCUCCUCCUCAAGCAACGACACCGAGGCUACAGACACAGCCGCGACUGAGAUUGACGCAACGGCAACUGAGCCAUCGCCCGAGAAAGCGGUUGUCGCAACCCCUACCCUUUCUGCCGCUGGGUCGGACCCCACGGCAACUGCCGACCUGGAAAAGGAAGAGUAUCUCUACUGGGCGCUCGAGUUGUCGCAUGUUUCUGUCAACGGUACAGAUCUCGGCCUCAACUCGACGUACGCUUCGGUCGGCGUGCCUUCCAUUGCCCUUUUGGAUAUUGGCAACAAUGGCAUCUACGGACCACAGCAGGACGUUGAGGCGCUGUUCAAGCUCAUCCCUCUUGCUCGCCAAGUCAACACCGGCCAGUGGGCUGUGCCGUGCGCCACUCGUGCUACCUUGUCAUUCUCCUUUGGUGGCCGAUACGUCGUGCUCCAGCCGAGUGAUUGGAUGUAUGCCGCAGUGGCCGGCUCGUCCAUGUGUCUUGCCUGGCCUGUGGCUUCGCCAGAUCAGGGCGACGGCAUCGACUGGACACUAGGUACGCCCUUCCUCCGCAACAUCUACAGCAUCUUCAGUUAUGGUAUCAACGGUGUGCUCGCCCCGUCCGUCGGCUUCCUCCCCUUACCCACCAACGCAACUCAGAGCCAGAAUCUUGAGAACGGCAACGCAACCUCGUCAGUGUCUGCGGCUAUGGCCACAAACGGGAAUGCCUCGAACCCCACACCCACAGCCAUCACCCCUGCCUCUCUCACAGCUACCAUCCAGACCACCCUUCCUAACCUCCUGCUCGCCGGACCCGACUUUGCGACCCCGACCUACCUCUUCGCCACGCCAGUCUUGUCCGCUGGAGUGAUCCAGGAUGUCGGCCUCGCCAACGCCACGGCCUACCAGCAGGCAGCUGUUCCCGUUGCAUCCCUCUCCUUGUCGCAGACCACAGACCCAAGUUGA